UUUCAGUUACAAAACAAUAAUUGUGUGAUUAGUGACGGACCGUAAAAGUUAUAGUGAUUUAAGUGCUAACUCUUUGAUUACCUGUUGCUUUGAAACUAGUUUUUGGUUAAAUGUUUUGUUGCCUAUAAUUAUAAAACUUCACUGAAAAAUCUCUUAACAUUUUUCUCUAAUAAUAAAUAAGUUUCAAGUUUUCAUGUGUUUCUCUCUCUUAUUAAGAGGUUUUGGCUAAAAGUCACUUAAAACACCGCUUAUAUACACUUUUAAUAACGAGUUUGUUAGUAAUAGUGGUGUCUAUCUCUGCCAGUGCUCGACCUUCACCUCCCGGUGCGCUGAGGAGAGAGAGAGAGAGAGAGAGAGAGAGAGAACAGGCAGAGGAAGAAAAUAUGUUUUCUUUUUUUUGCCACAAAAUAUAACCAAACGUGUAGUGCAAUAAUAAUUUGCAAACUUAUAUAUAUCUGUUUCACACUUAAUAUCUUUUUGGGAAAAAAUUAAAAAGUUAUCGUAAAUAUUUGUAGAUUGAUAUUACAUAAAAAACUUUUAUCUAAUUAAUUAUAUAAGCAAUUGUGUUGUGAAAUGUUAGUCGAGAUGUUGUCGGAAGUGAUAUUAGCGAUAACCGCAACACUAUAUUUGAUAAUUUUAUGUGUUUGCUGUCACCCGACACCAGGUCUACUAUGUCACGGACCGUUACCAGGAGUUCAGUACAAAUAUAGCUAUAAAAGUGAAAUAAUUAUGAAUAAUAACGACUAUCGGGAGCCGACCGGCUUCGGUAUUGACUCGCAAAUCAUCGUUGAAAAUAUAUGGCAAGACUCGAGCGGUUAUCUGCUUUCAUUGGCCAUCGAUUGGAUGCAAUUCAAGUCGAGGACGGGAUCCAAGUUUGCCGACGGAAACCGAAUCGACGACUGGAAUCAUCCGCUGUUUGCACAUAUAGACAGCAAAGGGGAUGUCAAACAAGUGGUCGUUCAUCAGUCAGAGACCACUACCGCAUCAAAUAUAAAGAAAUCACUAUUGAAUCACUUGAGGAGUAAAACACCAGAAAAAUCAUCAUUUGAAUGGAUUACAGACGGACUUACCAUAAGUAAGAAGUCGUCGACAACUAAUAGCGAUAUCAAGUCAUUGCUUAAUCCUGAAGUCGAGGACGUGUGGCACGUGUCGGCACAGUUGGCCAGCGAUCACCCGGUGGUCAUCAGUGCCAAUGGCUGGCAAAAUGUCACUUUACAAUCAAGAAUCUAUUCAUUUGCACAUUCAAAACUAUACAAUAGUUUUUCAUUAAAAUUAUUAUCGGAAACAAAAUCGUCGACACAAAAAAUGAGUCAAAUAUCUAUCAGUGAAGCCAUCGAUAGUUUGGGCGAACAAUACAUAGUGUCUCAGAUAGUGAUGACACCCGAAAGGGAAACGUGUCAUAACUGUCAAUCAAUUAGUCAUUUACUGAAAGACACCGAAAACGAAAUUAAAGGCGAAACCAUUGCGUCGAUACCGAUGACAAUAUCAUACUUGAAACUCGUGGAUCGGGUUCGCAGUGGAGGUCCCGGCGCUUCCAAAGAUGAUAUUAUAAAACUAUUAAAAUCGUAUAAAAAAAAGAAAGAUAUUUUUGCAUCGAUUAUCGACAUAUUGGCCGGUUCCCGAACUGAACAGUCACUGUCCGCUGCAUUUGAAUAUCUAAAUCUACCGAAAAGUGAAGACCUUGAUUAUGGCGAACGCUUUUUAGUACAAUUGGCUGUUUCUGUGAUGACCGCCGCGCAAAUGCAGGCCAUACCAUCAUCAACUGUUAUGGCCGAUGAAGUAAUCGGCGAAAUACUUAAACAAACAGAGAUCAAGAAAUGGAAAAAUGAAAAACUAAAACAAACGGCUUUUCUAAUACUCGCCACACUAUUGAGGGCUCAUGUAUUUGAUAUUAAAACUGAUGUCACAAAAAAUAACGAAUUAAUUACAAAAGUUAUCAAACAUUUGGUUACAGAAUUGGAUUUAUGUAAAGAAACGGAUUGUCGAGUUGUGUUACUUCACGCUAUCGGCAACACCGGUGUCAUCCGUGACGGUGUCUAUCAGUCAAUUAAGAAGUACUCGAUCGGCGGUAAACGCGAAUCGAUUGCCGCAAUGAAAGCCCUUCGCGAAUGUCUUCAAUUGUCACAAAUCGACGACAAACUAAAGUCAAGGCUCAGACUUCUGUUAGUACGUGUAGUCUAUGACCAAAACCAGGAAACGACAUCACGUUUUAUAGCGGCAGAGCUUAUCUCGAAAUAUCUUUACGACGAAAAAACAACUAAAGAAUUGAUCAAAUAUUUGCCAGCUUUUGGUAAUAACGAGUUGGCCACUAUCAUCUGGAACCGAGCUAUUUCAUUGGCACCAACAAUCUCAUCGGCUCAUAACAACUGGCAUUUGCAUUCAACCACUUUAAACGGAUCGUCGGCUACCUUCUCGAGAAUAAUGGGCGGAACCAAAAGUAUAAAUGCCUCGUAUAAGGUACUGAUGGAACUGUUAAAUAAAGGAAAACUCUUAAAAGAGUCGGCUUUCGAUGUGGAACUGUCGACACCCGACGGUAACGCCCAACACUUGAUUACUGUCGGAAUGUUUGCUAGAGGUUUACAAUCGUUUGCCGGUGAUUCAGAUGGCAGUGAAGUUGUUGAAGAUAACGAUGUGGGAGAUGAGGAACAAACAAUGGCCGGAAUGUCAUUACGUAUAUUAGAUAUUCAAUUGAGACCAUUCACAUUUUUCACGGGCACCGGCGAACUCAUGGGACACGUUUGGUCGGGCACAGCGUCCGAUCCGACCAAUGCCUUCCAGGGAAACCUAUUGUUAGCCGACUACUGGUCCUCUCAACCACUGAUCAACGGUUUUAUGGUCGACCAAAAACUUCGCGGAAUUCUAUCGCUAGAUCUUAGCGGAGAAAUACAGAUCUCAUUAUGGAAUCGAAACUCUCAUUCUGUGGUUCACACAAAAGGAUCGCUACUAUUCCAGGGCUCACAAACCAUACUGACCUCAGACGUGAAGACUUCGGCCUCCAAACAGUUCUCGUUUGGCGGCAAUACUCAGUUGGACUUCAUUACUGACCUCGACUUCUACUCGACGCCAUUCAAGAUGUGUAUGCAAAUUGUUAGACCAGAGUUCACAUUCAGACAUAACACCCGAAAGUACGAACGGGUCAACAGUGAUAGUCUUCAUCGGCGUAUCCAUCGCCGUAUGAUUAACAUACCGGCCAAGUCCUAUGCCAUGCAUCGGGACAACAAUGAAAUGUGUGCUCUCAUGAAUAGUGAUGAUUAAAAACUGAUUUUUAAAUUUAAUUAAUUUACAAUAAUUGCAAUCAAUCACAAAAAAUUAUCAUUUUUGACAUCUCUAAUCCAAUCAUAGAUCUUCAAUGAAUCUGUUUAAAAAUGUUUACUCAAAUAUAUUAACUUUAAUUUUUGUUGGAAUUAA
This is a messenger RNA of Oppia nitens, 3408 nucleotides long. RefSeq names its product microsomal triglyceride transfer protein large subunit-like (gene Mtp). The coding region runs from base 574 to 3255 and encodes 893 amino acids. NCBI's taxonomy places the organism in Eukaryota, Metazoa, Arthropoda, Arachnida, Sarcoptiformes, Oppiidae. Gene Ontology annotation, molecular function: lipid binding. The transcript is spliced from 8 exons. Gene Ontology annotation, biological process: lipoprotein metabolic process; lipid transport. The record is from RefSeq and is a predicted model, not a curated record. Gene Ontology annotation, cellular component: Golgi apparatus; endoplasmic reticulum; basolateral plasma membrane.